Molecule: messenger RNA, 762 nt
Organism: Eimeria mitis
Lineage: Eukaryota; Apicomplexa; Conoidasida; Eucoccidiorida; Eimeriidae
Product: duplicated carbonic anhydrase, putative
Exons: 2
Coding region: 1-762 (253 amino acids)
Molecular function (GO): zinc ion binding; carbonate dehydratase activity
Source: RefSeq, a predicted model, not a curated record
AUGGAGGCCAGCAAGAGCGUAAAUCUCACCUCUCUCCCCUACUUGGCACUUUUCGCCCAGAGCAGCGUCAACCUGCCCGAAGUGGAACGCGUGGUGGCUGAGAACAGCAAAGGCGGAAAGGAUCCUUCUCUUCCUUCUUCGCACUGGAGAGUUAUUUCUUUGACUUUCAUGAGCGAAGAACUCGACCAGGCCAGUCUUGAAGAACUGAGGGGACUCCCAUCUGAAAAACUGUUGAGGACGCUACUAAUGGCAGACAUUUCAAACAAACAGGCUCAAGGAGAUUCUCAAUUACUUGAGCUCCCUCACCCUUUGAACCUGCAGUCCCUGAUGAUGAUGUUACAACUGACAAAUCAGGAAUUCUUUGCUUACGACGGGAGCCACACUAUGCCUGGAUGUGAAGAGAAUGUCAGGUGGUAUGUCGCCCGCCAGCCUUUGCCCGUCGCUACAGAUACCAUGCUAAGGUUCUACAAAAUGUUAAAUCCCAAGACUCUGAAGUCGGUUAAAGAAAAAGACGGGAACUUCCGCGAGCUCCAAAAUGUCGAAGGCAACAUGCAUAACGACGGGAACGUUUUCCUAGUGCAGGGUUUUCCUCUACAAGUGCUCAUUGCUGAUAGCUUGGGAUUUACAAACAUGUCAGAUCAGGCAGAAGUCAACGCCAGCACCUUCCAGGGAUGGUUUCAAGAGAGCAAAGCUGUUUCUACGCCAACUUGCCUAUCCUUGUUAGCUGUUACCCUGUCACUUGUUGCGGGCUUGCUAUUGUGA